This is a messenger RNA of Colletotrichum truncatum, 153 nucleotides long. Lineage: Eukaryota; Fungi; Ascomycota; Sordariomycetes; Glomerellales; Glomerellaceae. The record is from RefSeq and is a predicted model, not a curated record.
AUGAAACACAAAACGGAAAUGGCGGAGCUUUGUGAGCUGCUUCCCAGCCAAGGCACCUUGAUCUGUUCUUUGAUGACAACGGGCACGGCUGCUGUCGAGGGUUUCUCAUCAGACUGGCGUUCCCGCUCAAAAUACCACAUGCACUGCUUGUGA